CCGCCGGACGCAGGAAGGGGCUUGGCCAGUCGCACGUCGCGUGGUGACGCCAUCACGCUGUGCUGCAGUACGACGUGGCUUUUCUGUCGGAGUGACUGGUAACGGCCGGCAGCCAUGGAUCAGGUAAUGCAAUUUGUGGAACCCAGCCGUCAGUUUGUAAAAGACUCCAUACGACUGGUUAAAAGGUGCACUAAGCCUGACAGGAAAGAAUUCCAGAAGAUUGCAAUGGCAACAGCAAUAGGCUUUGCAAUAAUGGGAUUUAUUGGCUUCUUUGUCAAGUUGAUCCAUAUCCCAAUCAACAACAUUAUUGUAGGCGGCUGACUGCUCAUCAUGAAGAAUGACACAUUGUGACAUUUGCUGCAAAAAUUUCAGGAGUGUGUAACUUGUUUGCUAUUAAACAGCUUUGGGUUUGCAAACCUA
Molecule: messenger RNA, 420 nt
Organism: Meleagris gallopavo (turkey)
Lineage: Eukaryota; Metazoa; Chordata; Aves; Galliformes; Phasianidae
Gene: SEC61G
Product: SEC61 translocon subunit gamma
Biological process (GO): intracellular protein transport; protein targeting
Cellular component (GO): membrane
Molecular function (GO): transmembrane protein transporter activity
Source: RefSeq, a predicted model, not a curated record